Molecule: messenger RNA, 1577 nt
Organism: Hippocampus zosterae (dwarf seahorse)
Lineage: Eukaryota; Metazoa; Chordata; Actinopteri; Syngnathiformes; Syngnathidae
Gene: mtfr2
Product: mitochondrial fission regulator 2
Exons: 8
Coding region: 223-1182 (319 amino acids)
Biological process (GO): mitochondrial fission; aerobic respiration
Cellular component (GO): mitochondrion
Source: RefSeq, a predicted model, not a curated record
UUUAAUUUGACUUGAGGAAGACUUCCGUAUUGAAUCGAGUGAGCGUGACCCAAAGUUCGAUUCGAUUUUUAGUUACAUUUAAUGCGUAUAAAUUUGAUCAACAUGAAGCUCUCGAACGACGGUUAACGGGGAGCGUUGUCUCGAGAGAAAGAACGCACGGUGUGACGACUGUGACUUGGGACGUUCUCGCACCGUGUCAGUCAACAGAAAAGGGGAACGGCAAUGUCUUUGCUUGAGGAUGCGCUGGACGUGCUGUACUUAGUGCUGGACUAUUUUGGAGUGCCUCCAGAAAUGCUGGUCCCAGUGUGGGACAGUCGGCUGUGUGGGCAGUAUCGCAGCGUAGUGAGAAUGAUCGGCUCCUACCUGCCUCUGCCCCCCACACCACGGGUCUACUUUCAGAUCCCGCUCCACACCUCUAGGCAGUGCGCAUACUCCACAGAAUAUCCCGCCAUCCCAUCGUUCGCUGAUGUCCUGCGGGUACUUGAGGAUGAAGGGGAUACUUUUGCCAAGACCAGGCACCACCUACCCGCGAAGACGCCCGUCCGACCCCCGGCGCCGCAGCCCGAAGCCCUGCAGAAGAUCUCGGCCCUGGAGAGAGAGCUGGUCAGGCUGCGGGCUCAGAUCGCCGCCAUCGUUACCGCCGCUGAUGUCCCUCGCAAUGCUGCCGGAACACCACUGGCGUCACCCAUGCCGGCGGCAGCGCUCACGUCCACACCUCGCUGUGCGUCGCCGCCACCACCUCUUCUUCCCCCGCCGCCUCCUCCUCCUCCGUCGUCCCAUUCCAGCCCGUCGUGCGGCACCGAACUGUUCCGACGGCGCAAGUGUCACAGGAAGGACGCGGACAAGAAACGGCUCCGAGAUGUUCAAAGUUUGCCGUCCAUGUUGGAUGUGCUGAAAGACUUGAAUCAAGUCAAGUUGCGUUCUGUUGAGAGAUCGCCGGGUGGCACGCCAGUCCAGAAGAGGCCUAGUAUAGGAGGCGGGGCAAUCGCAAAGGACCCGGCGGCUCUGAUCGCCGAGGCUCUCAAGAGGAAGUUCGCGCAGCAUCGCCACAACAAUUCCUCGGACAAAGAGAAUUCCCUGGAAAGCUCACCGUUCGGAAGUCCCGACGCACCCAAGAUGUUCCGCCACGCCGGACGCAGCCGGGCGCUUCUGCAUUUGUCAUCGGGUCCGCCGAAGCCUUGAAAAUCUUGCCUGGCAGCCUCCCACUGGUUCAGGUUUUUGUUUUUAUCGUUUUAUUUUAUCACUUUGGAUGCCGCUCAUAAGAGCGGUGGCUUCACGGGGAACUUCAUCUUACAUCGUAUGUCAAGACUUGUGCAAUUUGUUGUACGGGACGGUGAAUGUGGCUGCACGGGGGAUGAAACGCAUGAAAUAUUUCCUUUGACGGUUGCUACGAAUGACGAAAAGUCUCCAAAGAUUGCUUCGCUUUCUGUUCAAGUCGAUGCUUUGUUUCUUUUUGUGCUCAACCGCCAUGUUGUGUGUUUAUUGACCGGCCUGGAUAAAGUAUUUUCACUCUUGUUCACGCCUGGGGGCCCAAAGCACGUAUUUAUGGGAUGUUCUGUGCAGCUGUUGUCUUGGAU